Messenger RNA from Castor canadensis (American beaver), 2972 nucleotides. It is a transcript of the gene Slc17a5, whose product is annotated as solute carrier family 17 member 5. Lineage: Eukaryota; Metazoa; Chordata; Mammalia; Rodentia; Castoridae. Gene Ontology annotation, molecular function: transmembrane transporter activity. The record is from RefSeq and is a predicted model, not a curated record. Gene Ontology annotation, cellular component: apical plasma membrane. Gene Ontology annotation, biological process: monoatomic anion transport; transmembrane transport.
CAGCCCGGCCUGCACGGCCCCGGGGCCUGGGCUGUGGGCCCGAGCGCUCCUCCUUGCAGAGUCGCCAGCACCUCAGCUGUGGCAGGCAUCAUGAGGCCCACGGCUCGGGGUCCGGCUGUGAAUGAUGAGGACGAGAACACGGACAGCACCCCGCUCCUGCACGGCGCCCGCCAGGCCGAAGCCGCUCCAGUGUGCUGCUCUGCUCGUUACAACUUAGCAAUUUUGUCUUUUUUUGGUUUCUUCGUUCUCUAUGCAUUGCGUGUGAAUCUGAGUGUUGCAUUAGUGGAUAUGGUAGAUUCAAAUACAACUUCCAUAGAUAACAGAACUUCCAAGGAGUGUGCAGAGCACUCAUCUUCCAUAAAAGUUCUUCAUAAUCAAACGGGUAAAAGGUAUCACUGGGAUGCAGGAACUCAAGGAUGGAUUCUUGGUUCUUUUUUUUAUGGCUACAUCAUCACACAGAUCCCUGGAGGAUAUAUGGCCAGCAAAGUAGGUGGGAAACUGCUGCUUGGGUUUGGGAUCCUUGGCACUGCUGUCUUCACUCUGUUCACACCCAUCGCUGCAGAUCUGGGAGUCAUAGCUCUCAUUGUACUUAGAGCACUGGAAGGACUAGGAGAGGGUGUUACAUUUCCAGCUAUGCAUGCCAUGUGGUCUUCUUGGGCUCCUCCUCUUGAAAGAAGCACACUUCUCAGCAUUUCAUAUGCAGGAGCGCAGCUUGGAACAGUAAUUUCACUUCCUCUUUCUGGACUCAUUUGCUACUACAUGAAUUGGACUUAUAUCUUCUACUUUUUUGGUAUAAUUGGAAUACUUUGGUUUAUUUUAUGGAUCUGGCUAGUUAGUGAUACACCAGAAACUCACAAAACAAUCUCCCAUUAUGAAAAACAAUACAUUCUUUCAUCAUUAAAAAAUCAGCUUUCUUCACAGAAGUCAGUACCAUGGAAAUCUAUUUUAAAAUCAUUGCCACUUUGGGCUAUAGUGGUUGCACAUUUUUCUUACAACUGGACUUUUUAUACUUUAUUGACAUUAUUGCCUACUUAUAUGAAGGAUAUCCUAAGAUUCAAUGUUCAAGAGAAUGGGUUUUUAUCUGCAUUGCCUUAUUUUGGCUGUUGGUUAUGUAUGAUCCUGUCUGGUAAAGCAGCUGACAAUUUAAGGGUGAAAUGGAAUUUUUCAGCUCUAAGUGUACGCAGAAUUUUUACCAUUAUAGGCAUGAUUGGACCUGCAAUAUUCCUGGUAGCCGCUGGAUUUACAGGCUGUGAUUAUUCUUUGGCUGUUGUAUUCCUAACCAUAUCAACAACACUGGGAGGCUUUUGCUCUUCUGGAUUUAGCAUCAACCAUCUGGAUAUUGCUCCUUCAUAUGCGGGCAUCCUCCUGGGCGUCACAAACACAUUCGCCACCAUUCCCGGGAUGGUUGGGCCUGGCAUUGCCAAAAGUCUGACCCCGGAUAAUACCGUUAGAGAAUGGCAGAUUGUUUUCUGCAUCGCUGCUGCUAUUGACGUAUUUGGUGCCAUUUUCUUUACGAUAUUUGCCAAAGGUGAAGUGCAGAACUGGGCUCUCGAUGAUUACCAUGGACACAGGAACUGAAGAAACCAAUAAAUAAUCCUAUCUCUAUUCAUGUAUUUUUAUUUAUCAUAUAACCUGAAAGUGCCUUUGCUAUUUUACUGUAUAAGCAUUCUACACAUAGGAAAAUGUAAAAUUCUUAAGGCUUACAAUCAGGAAAUGCCACUAGCUUCCAGAUUAGUAAAAUUAGCUAUGUUUAAUUAUUGAUACACAAGCUGGACCUUAUUUAUACUGUAGGUUCACAUAGGUGGCUGCAAGUUAGGCACCAUGAAGUAGGCACGCUCUACUGAUUUUUAAGAGCCAUGCUUCAAGGAAUAAGCUGAAAUGGACCCCUACUUCCUUUGCUUACUUAAACUAGGUAGCAGUGCUCAGGUCUUGGUAAGCACCUGUUUUUGUCCACUUUCCUCAUAAAAAUUGUGAUCAGCUCUCCCUCAGAUGUAGGUCUCAAACCUUAGCCUUUGCACAGAGCUGCCAGCCACUGUGUAAUUGGCCUGGAAAUAGCCUGAGGGAAGCAUGCCCACGCAGCUGCCACACAUCCUCUCCUGGCUUCAGGAGCCCAGCGUUUAUCUGAGGCAGCAUCCAGGCCCAGAGCCAGCGCCAAGUCUGGAUGCUGUUACCGUGAAAGUAAAGCCCUGAGCAGACAGGAGCAGUUCUCACAUGUGACCUCCACACAGCCUCUAGCACUCCCUCCCCCACACCCGGGCUAUUUGCUGGCAGGUAACCUGCAAAAGAAAGUCUGAUACCCACCAAUCACAAAUAGUGUUGCCCUUGUUAAAACUACUUUUCGCGGCUCAAAGUAUAAAUUUCCAAGUUCUGGGUUUUGAGCUUUAUCAAAACAAAUAAAAAAUUUUUUUUACUCACUUUUUCUUCAGUCUUACUUCAGUUAUGCUUCUGGUUAAAGUUCAGUGACUUUCAGGGCUGGGGUUGUAGCCCAGUGAUAGAAGGCUACUCAAAGGCCCUGGGUUCAAUCCCCAGCACCACAAAAAAUAAAGUAAAAGUUACCACAACACCUGAAGCAAGUAUAAUCAUCUUUACUUUUGGUUCCUGAAAUCAUAUUUGUCCAAUUUUUUCCUGAUCCAUCUUCUGGUAGUUGUUGAAUGUAUACUGAGGAUAUUUAUAGAAUUUAAGAUUUGAAGAGUUUAUGAAAAGGAAGGAAAGAAAGAAAGAAGAUGGCUCAGUGUUAGAGCUCUUGUCUAGCAUUUACAAGGCCCUGGGUUUGGUCCCCCAUACCACAAAAAAAGAAACCAUAAAAUUUGGUUCAUAUUUUAUGUUUGUUCAACACUACCUGUAACAUUUAGCUAAAACUUGUUUAAUGUAACGAUGUGAAUACAUUUAUGUAAAUUUAUUUUUAAAUUUGUAAACACAAAUUAAGUUGCUAUGUUGUAUUUCUUUUAUAAAUAAUCAAAAUAAACGUUUUU